Molecule: messenger RNA, 841 nt
Organism: Oryza sativa Japonica Group (Japanese rice)
Lineage: Eukaryota; Viridiplantae; Streptophyta; Magnoliopsida; Poales; Poaceae
Biological process (GO): nucleoside triphosphate catabolic process
Molecular function (GO): nucleoside triphosphate diphosphatase activity
Source: RefSeq, a predicted model, not a curated record
ACUACCAGUCUACCACCACCACCACCUAGACUGCUCCUAACCUCUCUCCCUUCCCUUUCAUCCCCGAAGAGUCUAGAAGAGAGAGAGAUGAAUGGUGCUGUGGUGGGGUUGGGGGAGACGGCCAAGGGCAGCGGCGGCGGCGGCGGCGGAGGAGAGGUGACGCUGGAGACGCUGAGGAGGAAGAUGUCGGAGUUCGCCAGGGAGAGGGAUUGGGAGCAGUUCCACAGCCCCAGGAACCUUCUCCUCGCUCUGGUGGGUGAGGUGGGGGAGCUCUCGGAGGUCUUCCAGUGGAAGGGGGAGGUGCCCAAGGGGCUCCCUGGGUGGGGGGAGAGGGAGGUGGAGCACCUAGGCGAGGAGCUCGCCGAUGUGCUCCUCUACCUCAUCCGCCUCUCUGACAUGUGCGAUGUCGACCUUGGCAAGGCAGCGCUGCGUAAGAUGGAGCUCAAUGCGCGCAAAUACCCCAUCGGGCAGUGCAGGGGAUCCUCCAAGAAGCACACCCACUACUCCACCACCACCACCACCACCGACAACGGUGCUUCCGGUGAUGACAACAACCGCAAUGCUGGUGCCGGUGCCGAUGCCGAUGCCGGCAAGGAACAGUGCUAGCAAUGGCUCCUCAGACAGUUUUAGCAGCCUGGCUCUGGUCUUUGGUCUUGUUCAUCACACCAUAGGAUGUGUGUUGAAACAGUAUUCUAGUAGAGUGAAAUGAAACCGUCCUGUUCUCUCUACUGAGUUUGAUUUCUUGAAGAAACUUAGCUCAAAUCCUUUGUAUUGGGCUACAAACAUGCUCUGAUAGCUAUGGCAAUAUGAUCAUUAAUAUCUCAUUGAAUCGGUAUGCUGA